UUUUUUUUUGUUUCUCUUCUUUUUCUUUUUUCUUUUAUUGAAUUGUUCCACAUUUAUUUAUAUAUUUUAUCUUCUAUUGAAUUAUGGAUAUUACACAAUUACGACCUAUUGACCUUAGUUUGAGGGAAACUAAACCAUCUUUGAUUGCAGUUAGUCCAACUGUAAGCAUUCAAACAGCCUUAACACUAAUGAAUAGUCACCGAUUUACUUCCUUGCCCAUCUUCUCCCACGAUUGUACAAAGGUAGUUAGUAUUGUCAAUCUUUUUGAUAUUCUUCUUUAUUUGAUGGGCGAUUUGACUACUGUACAAAAGGACAAGUUUCCGUUGGGUGAUCCUGUUGAAAAUGUACUUGGUUUGGAUGCUGACCGUGAAAGUUAUCGAAUGUAUAAGACUGACCAACAUGACAAACUCUUGGAAACUUUCCGCGUGUUCGCAAGUGGUGGUCAUCGCGCUUUAGUGGUAGAUGAAACAGACGAAAGCAAGCAUCCUUGGUUAUUAUCACAAUCAGAUAUCAUGCGACAUAUUGUUCAUCAUCCUGAAUGCAUUAGUGAAUUGAUUGAUAUCAAUAAAUCUAUACAAGAAUUAGGAUUCGUGGAUAAGGAUCGAAAAUUGAUAACAAUACAAGGAAGACAACAAUCUGCACUCCAUGGUUACCGUUUGAUGGCCAAGGAAAAAUUAAGUGGGAUUCCAAUUCUAGAUGAACAAGGUCAAUUUGCUGGUGAUUUAUGUCUUGAAGAUCUUCCUGGUGCUAAUUUGGAUAUGAUUGACCUUUUGGAUUUGAAAAGUGUAGACUAUUUGAAGAAAUUGUCUCAUCAUGAACCUUCAACGGCAGAUCGGAAUACAAGUUUGAAAGAUAUCAUCGAUAUUAUGGUGAAUCAUGAUACACAUCGAGUUUGGAUUUUAGAUGAAAAAAAAGUAGUUGGUGUAGUGACAAUGUCUGAUAUUUUGGGUCGCUUAUCUGCCCGACGCAAAUCAUCUAUUUUUUAGUUAUUAGUUAUCUUCUUAUACCAAUCAUUAAUAAAAACGUUUUUAUUUCAUCAUUUU
This is a messenger RNA of Halteromyces radiatus, 1043 nucleotides long. RefSeq lists its product as uncharacterized. Bases 84 to 986 code for a protein of 300 amino acids. The record is from RefSeq and is a predicted model, not a curated record. Lineage: Eukaryota; Fungi; Mucoromycota; Mucoromycetes; Mucorales; Cunninghamellaceae. The transcript has 3 exons.